CCGGUGCGGAGACGGCGGCUCGCUCGGCCGGGUCGGCGCUACCUGCGCUCCUUCUCUGCAGAAGCCCCAGCCCGGAGCUCGCGCUGGCGGCUGCUUCGCCUCGCUUGUGCCUGCGCUGGGCAAACCAUGAGCGCGCAGGAGCCCGCCGCAGCCGCCCCUUGCCUGGCUGCAUAGGAAGGAAGCGGGGACCUCCCUCCUCUUCCAGAGGAGACGCCAAGAAGAACGAGGUUUAAAUAUGAACGAAGACCUGGAGGUUAAUUUAACGUGGCUGCCUCGGGAUCACUUAGAAGCCGGUUCGACAGAGAACGUUUCGGCCGCUGUCACCUCUCUGGUUCCUGUGGGUGACCCUGAGCCUGAGUUUAUAGUAAACCCUUGGGACAUUGUUCUGUGUACCUCCGGGACCCUGAUCUCCUGUGAAAAUGCUGUGGUGGUCCUUAUUAUCUUCCACAAUCCUAGUCUUCGGGCCCCUAUGUUCCUCCUGAUAGGCAGCCUGGCCCUGGCAGACCUCUUAGCAGGGAUCGGAUUGAUCUUCAAUUUUAUUCUCGCCUACUUCCUCCAGUCAGAAGUGACUAAGCUGGUCACGAUGGGAUUGAUUGUCGCCUCUUUCUCCGCCUCGGUCUGCAGUUUGCUGGCCAUCACUGUCGACCGGUACCUCUCGCUCUAUUACGCUUUGACUUACAAUUCCGAGAGGACCGUCACUUUCACCUACGUGAUGCUCGUUUUGCUCUGGGGAGCUUCUAUCUGUAUCGGAUUGCUGCCCAUCAUGGGCUGGAACUGCCUCCACGACGAAUCCACCUGCAGCGUGAUCAGGCCGCUCACUAAGAAUAACGCGGCUGUCCUCUCGGUCUCUUUCUUGCUCAUGUUCGCUCUCAUGCUGCAGCUGUACAUUCAGAUCUGUAAGAUUGUGAUGCGCCAUGCCCAUCAGAUAGCCUUACAGCACCAUUUCUUGGCCACUUCCCACUACGUGACGACUCGAAAAGGAGUGUCCACUUUAGCCAUUAUCCUGGGGACCUUUGCUGCUUGCUGGAUGCCUUUUACACUCUAUUCUUUAAUAGCUGACUAUACUUAUCCUUCUAUAUAUACGUAUGCUACCCUCCUGCCGGCCACAUACAAUUCUAUCAUCAACCCUGUGAUAUACGCUUUCCGGAAUCAAGAAAUACAAAAGGCCCUCUGGCUCAUCUGUUGUGGCUGUAUCCCUUCUAACCUUUCCGCGAGAGCGAGAUCGCCCAGUGAUGUUUGAUAAAGUGAUGGUGGGGAGGGGGCGUUGUUCGUUUAGGCUUUGUGUCGUGUGGCUUUGCUGCAUUUCAUUACAUUGUACAUAAAUGCACACUCAGUCCACAGGAAGUAUUGGGAUCAAACGACAUCACCUUAAGUUGUUCCUGGAAGCAAAGUGAUCUUCUUGCCAACUUCUAAGCGUUGCUCAGGUUCUGUUGCUGUGCAGCUCGACCAGUUCCCCUCGAUCCAACAGUUUGUUUCACAGGCUUUUCCAUUCUUUCAAUGAAGGGGGUAGAGCUCUGCACAGAAAAUAGAUCUACUUUCUCCAUUUGGGUGAACAAGGAGUCCACUUGUGGUAGUGCUCUGGGUGUGACCUGGAGCAUGUGUGGUGCUCUCAAUCUGGGCAAAGUCUGCAACCCACAACCAGCUUUCUAUAGUUCCAUUGACAUCAAUAGGACUGUCUGAGAAUAAAUUAGUUGUGGAUUACAGUCUGUGUCUGUUUUAGGAUUAUUUCUGAUAUUGUAUUGUCAGAGGCUUUCACAGCUGGAUUCAACA
Sphaerodactylus townsendi is the source of this 1770-nucleotide messenger RNA. It is a transcript of the gene GPR12, whose product is annotated as G protein-coupled receptor 12. NCBI's taxonomy places the organism in Eukaryota, Metazoa, Chordata, Lepidosauria, Squamata, Sphaerodactylidae. The transcript is spliced from 2 exons. The record is from RefSeq and is a predicted model, not a curated record. The coding region runs from base 236 to 1240 and encodes 334 amino acids. Gene Ontology annotation, molecular function: G protein-coupled receptor activity. Gene Ontology annotation, cellular component: membrane. Gene Ontology annotation, biological process: G protein-coupled receptor signaling pathway.